UUAUCUGGUCGAACGGAGAAGACCGGCGAUCGGGACAGCGCCACCGUGAAGACAACCGGAAGUGGAACGGUCGAGGGUCGCCGCCGUCUUUCUGGGGGUGCCAUUUGUCUCCAGCUUGUUCUCGCUCUCAAGAGUCCCAGUACCAAGGUGAGAGAUAAUAUGGAACCAGAGAAUGCAAGCAAGGAGAUAGCAGAAGAACAUGAUGAUGCCCAUCUUCGCCGCUCAAUACACAAUCUCCCGAAAAAUUUCGAGUUUAAAGUGGGGAUGGUCUUUUCUAGUGAACUCGAAGCAUAUCAUAAGUACGUGGCAUAUGCAUUGCGUAAGGGAUUUGGAGUUCGGAAGGCUAAGAUACGUAGAAAUUACAAAGGAGAAAUCACUCGGCGUACUUUUGUGUGUAAUCGGGAGGGUUUCUCUUGCACCCCACCCGACGAGCAAAAAAAGAUUGAAAGGACUGAGAAUAGGUGUGGUUGUCUUGCGCAUAUUGGAUUUAAGGUUGAAAAUGGUGUCCAUGAAGUCAUAGAGUACAUGUCCGAGCAUAACCAUGCAUUUAUUUCGAAAAAUCAUAGGCAUCCGAUUAGAUGUGGAAGGAUGAUAUCUGAUCCAAGUAAAGGUGUCUUGGCUGACAUGGUGAAAGCCGGCAUUGUAAAUUUCAGGUCUUGUAACUUUUUGGAAAAUGAAGAUAGAGGAAGUAGAAAUAUGGGGUCUAGUUUGCGUGGUAGCCAUAAUUUCUUGCAAACUCAAAGAUCGAGCAUCGUGAGGGGGGAAGAUUGGCAAACUCUCUUGAAUAAUUUCACGUGCAUGCAGAUGCAAAAUCCCAUGUACUUCUAUGCUACACAGGUAGAUCAAGAUGGUAGGUUGACGAACUUAUUUUGGAGAGAUAGUUUGUCCAGAUUUGAUUAUGAUUGUUUUGGUGACGUAGUGCUGUUUGAUACCACAUAUCGUGUUAGCCAAUAUAACAUGAUAUGUGCACCUUUUGUUGGGGUUAAUCAUCAUUGGAGGGAUACCUUUUUUGGGUGUGCUCUCUUGUUAGAUGAGACGGUAAAUUCAUUUAUAUGGCUAUUUGAGACAUUUUUGGAGGCAAUGGGAAAUAGGGCACCUGGAACGAUUUUCACCGACCAAGACCAAGUUAUGGGAAAAGCUGUUGAAAAGGUGUUUCCAAAUGCACAUCAUCGUGUAUGCACAUCACACAUUGCAAAACAGGCUGCUAAAAACAUCCCCAAUCUUUAUGAGAAGUCCGAGUUUAGGGACAGAUAUUUCUCAAAACUACUGUAUGGAUGUGAAACAGAGUACGUAUUCGAAUCCACUUGGAAGGAAAUGGAAGAAGAAUGGGGCACUAAGGACAACUCUUGGCUUAGCGGACUAUAUGAAUCGAGAAAUAAGUGGAGUGCGGUCUUUGGUCGCGGUAUAUUUUCAUGUGGUAUUAGAUCAACUCAAAGGAGUGAGGGCAUGAAUAAUAUCUUCCAGCUGAUGCCUACCAGUAGCUUGAACCUUAUUGAAUUUGUCGACCACUAUGAACAACGGGUGAAAUAUAUUAGGGAGAUUGAAGCUCGAGAUGAUCACAAUUCUCGAGGUAAGCCAAAAUUGCUGGUGUCAAAUAAUGGGAUUUUGACACAUGCUGCAUCGGCAUACACUCGCACCAUAUUUUCCAAGUUUUAUGAGGAAUUUUUGCAAAGUUUGUCGGAACGAGUUUUGAGUUGUAGUUCGGAUGGGGGAAUCUCUGAAUACACUUUAGUCCGCCAUGGAAUUCGGGGACAAAAUGUUGUGAGAUUUGAUUCUGUUAAUUUUUCAAUCUCUUGUGGAUGUAAAUUAUUUGAAUCAAAUGGGUGGUUGUGCCGUCAUGCUUUGUAUGUACUUAACGGGAACAUUAUGGUUACAAAAAUCCCAUCGGCUUAUGUUUUAAAGAGAUGGACUAAGGGUGCCAAGGAUUGUAUUGUGGAUGAUGACUCUCCACAAGUGUCACCAUGUUCAUCAAAGAUUAGUCGUUAUUCCACGUUGAUGCGAAAAGCUUCUGCCAUAAUGAGCUUGGCCGCUGAAGAUGAAGAUACAAUGAGAAUUGCGAUGCAAAAUUUGGACAAGAUGGUGGAGGAAAUUUUAGGGUACAAAUCCAGUCUUUUGACCAAAGAUGGCGAAGAUAACAGCGAUAAGGUUGUGAAUGGUAAUGAGGUUUCUUACUCUGUUAGUGAAACUUCAAUAACAGAUCACCCUCGACGGAAAACAAAGGGAGUCACAGGUGAUGGGGUUGAGAGAAAGUUCGGGAACAAAAAGAAAAAAUCAUCCAAAGGAGCAACCCCAACCGCAAUACAAAGUCGAGAGCUGGUUGUUAGCCCUACUCCGGAUGAAGCCCAUUUACCGACUCAUUUGGCACAUUCUCAUCAGCUCUCAAGUGGCUUUUCUCCUCGCAAUGUUGGGGGUCCAACUACAAAUCCAAGUCUCAAUAAUGGGAUGAUUGAAUAUUGCAACACGGCAUAUGCGGGUGUACUUGAGUCAGGGAUCAUCAAACUCUUAUCAGUAUCCUGGCGGAAAUGUGGCCAAUGAAUCUGAAGGAACUGGACAUGGAAGUGUGACAAGGUAAUUAAUCCUUCGCAAGGGGGCGAGUAAAUAUGGUUGUGCGUGUAUGGAAGACAAGACAAUUAAUAUCAAAUUUGUGCAUGGUAUGUUGAUUGUAUAUAUCGGUACUAUAUAUGCUGCUUUAUCUUCACAUGUCGCGGAGUAUAUUAUUGUAGAUCCUCUGUCACGGUGUCAUCCCUAUUUUGAGUGCUUCACGGGGAUCCUAAGCUUUACAUUUGUUUUUUUGGUCAUCCUAUGUUACCACCGACAUUCCCUUGGGGAAUCUAAUUGUAAGAGAGAUUAGUUGCACAAAUUGUUUGGGUAGGAUUCGUUAGUUCGGGAUGGGACAGUUCUUGCGAUCUAUUUAAGAUUGCUUGGUUUCUUUAUAUGUGACGUAUUUUUCUUGU
Molecule: messenger RNA, 2954 nt
Organism: Rhodamnia argentea
Lineage: Eukaryota; Viridiplantae; Streptophyta; Magnoliopsida; Myrtales; Myrtaceae
Product: protein FAR1-RELATED SEQUENCE 5-like
Exons: 6
Coding region: 160-2535 (791 amino acids)
Biological process (GO): regulation of DNA-templated transcription
Molecular function (GO): zinc ion binding
Source: RefSeq, a predicted model, not a curated record